CAUCAAGGUAGUAAACAACAGCGCGUCUGCGAGGUAAGAUCUCACUAGAUGCAUGGUGGAUUGUGUAUCUGAGAUUUUAGCAGAAGACGUUGGACCAUAUGUUCAGAGAGCGGGAUUUUGCAUUCUACGUCCAACUCCAUUGACUGGAAUCCCUCUGACAGCUCAUUGAAGUGCCUGCUUUCUUCUGCUGCCAUGGCUUCCACACCUCCACCUCUCAUGAAGAAGCACAGUCAGACUGAUCUUGUGAGUCGCCUCAAGUCCCGCAAGGUCCUGGGUGUUGGCGGGGAGGAUGAUGAUGGAGAGGUGCACAGGUCAAAGAUCAGUCAGAUGUUGGGUAAUGAGAUAAAGUUUGGUGUACGUGAGCCCAUUGGUCUCCGGCUUUGGCUCCUCAUCUCUGCAGUGCUUUUCACAUCCACAUCCUUAAUGGCCCUGGCUUUUCCCAGCUGGCUCUGCGAAUUAAUAUUUGAGAUCACCACCACCAGGAUCUCUAUCAGACUCUAUGGGGGAGCUCUUCUAUGUAUAUCAUUAAUUCUGUGGAAUGGCUUGUACACAGCGGAAAAGGUCAUCAUUCAAUGGACACUACUUACAGAAGCAUGUUACUUCGGGGUACAAUUUCUAGUGACGUCCAUCACCCUCUUGGAGAUGGGCACAUUAUCCAAUGGUGCAAUCGUUCUUCUUCUCAGUGAAACCUUCUUCCUCUUCAUCACCUUGAGUUACUAUCAUCACCUCGGCCGGCGCACCAAAAAGAUCUGAGGGAGGCCAGCUAUUUGUUAAAUGGGUAGAUUGGCAGCACAUAAUGCUUUGAAUACAUUAGCACCUCUAUCUGGACCAAAUGAAUUUACACUUGACUGAAAAUCAACCUCUGUUUGUGGGCAAUUUCCAUUUUAUUUAAGCACAUUAUCUGGGUCUUUACUUUCAUUAGAUACAGAAGGCUACAGAUCAUGACUGUUGUUUUUAUGUUACAUUACCUACAGAGGGUAUACUUUUCUGACAGCUCACUUUUUUGUAAAAGCUUUUUCUGAGAUUUUUUUGUAUGGAGGGUAGAUUUAAGGCACAUGUGUACGUCAGAGAAUCCCAAAUGUGUCAAAUUAGUUUGGGAAGAUGCCUGUAAUUCAGAUCAUAUUAUGUAAUAGUUUGGUGAACUUCCAGUAUGUGGUGUGUUAUUCUAUGGUAAGAAUAUAGUUUUAAAAUGGUACUGGGUUUAAUUUCCAGGCACAAUAGACACAGCAUGGCACAGUGUACAACAA
Carassius carassius (crucian carp) is the source of this 1247-nucleotide messenger RNA. RefSeq names its product tumor protein p53-inducible protein 11-like. The record is from RefSeq and is a predicted model, not a curated record. Bases 193 to 753 code for a protein of 186 amino acids. Lineage: Eukaryota; Metazoa; Chordata; Actinopteri; Cypriniformes; Cyprinidae. The transcript is spliced from 8 exons.